Molecule: messenger RNA, 171 nt
Organism: Symbiodinium necroappetens
Lineage: Eukaryota; Dinophyceae; Suessiales; Symbiodiniaceae
Source: the annotation of a GenBank genome assembly
AUGGGCUUGGUCGCUCCUUUGUUGCUCUCAUCGAUGGCGCUUGCUCACAAACCUUCUUGUCAAAAUCCGCUGUUUGCAGUCCACUGGGCUCCCAAGAUCGACAUCCAGACUCUGAAUCCGUACCCAUCGGUCAAGGAGAACUUGAAGCUCUGUCCGGCUUACAACGAGAAG